AUGCUAUCCACUCUCACUACCAAUGGCAACAAGAUAUAUACGCUUUUUGGUACCUCUAAUGAUGACUCUGCCAAUUAUAGACGAAAAGUUGAUAUAAUUAAUGAUUUUGAAUUUCCAAAAUCAUGCGAAAAUAUCACAGUUUCAUCUGAUGGUCAAUACAUUCUAGCUUCCGGGACUUAUCCUCCACAAAUAGCCAUUUUUGAUACAUUAGAACUAACACUGAAACAUCGGAGAGGAAUCGAUUACCACGUCAUUAGAUCGCAAUUCCUAACCUCGGACUAUAGAAAGUUGGUUAUGCUAUGCGACAACAGAUACAUUGAAAUUCAUAAUCAGGGAGGGCGCUAUUAUUCAUUUAGAGUCCCUAAACAAGCUAGGGAUAUGGCUUAUCUCGGUGCCAAUGCCAAUCUAUAUCUGGUUGGAUCUGCUAAUGAUAUUUACAGGAUGGACUUAAGCCUUGGAAAAUUCAAUAUACCAUUGGAAUCCAGUGCAGAUGAGAUCAACAGUAUCAGCAUAAACAAAUCAAUUCCCAUAUUCACCAUAGCUGGUAACGACGGAAUCCUCGAGACUUGGGAUCAUAGAAGCGAUGUAGUCGUUUCCAAGUUGAAUUUCGCCAUUGAUAAUGACAUUUUAUGUUGUAAAUAUUCUGACAAUGGUAUGAAAUUAGCCGUGGGAGAUAGUGUUGGUACAAUUCGUGUCUAUGAUAUAAGAAGCCAAAAUCCUUUAUGGGAGAGGAGCGAUAUAAACAAAUUCCCAAUCAAUAAUAUACAGUGGUUAGGGUCUCACGAUGAUAUGGACAAACACCUUGCUUGGUCUAGCCGUAAGAAUAUAAAAAUAUCAAACGCUGAAAACUCUGCAAGCGUUGCUACAAUUGAGUCAAGUUACGUUAUUGCUAAUCCCUCAAAAAAAACGUCAACUACAAUCCCGCAGAUUUCAUCAUUUACAUUUUACCCUAACAGUGGUUUAUGUUUUAUUGCUAGUGACCAAUCAAAAAUAGCGAGUUUUUAUAUACCUUCCAUUGGCACUUCACCCAAGUGGUGUUCCUUCCUGGAAAAUGUUACUGAAGAAUUGUCUUUGCCAGUAACCGAGGAUACUGCUAAAUCGGGUAAAAUUGUGACAAUCGGUAAUUCUAUGUUCAUUACCGAACAGCAAUUGGAGCUGUGGUCUGCAAAGGAACUUCUGGGGACAAAUAUGGUCAAACCAUACCUACAUGGUUACUUAAUUGACAAACCCCUAUAUAAAAAAAUUAAGGAUGCUUUUGAUGAGUUUAGCUAUGAUGAGUACAAGAGGAAGAAAGCAAGUGAAAGGCUUGAGGAAAAGAUUAAAAAAUCAAUGCGUAUUCCUAUUUGUAAUAAGAAGGUUAAAGUCAACGAGGAUUAUGCUAGGCAAUUAUUGGAAACUUCAGCUGCUGCCACUAAUAGUACUAGCAUCGGCACUAGUGCCAAACAAAUUAAGAAGGUCAAAGAAGCGGCUUUAAGGGCAAAGCAGGUGCUAGAGGAUGACAGGUUUUCAAGAUUAUUUACGGAUGAAGACUUUUUGAUCAAUCCAAACGAAGUUCAGCACGGUAAAUAG
Messenger RNA from Babesia microti strain RI, 1569 nucleotides. RefSeq names its product NOL10, ENP2, ribosome biogenesis protein ENP2. Gene Ontology annotation, cellular component: 90S preribosome; nucleolus; small-subunit processome. The record is from RefSeq and is a predicted model, not a curated record. Lineage: Eukaryota; Apicomplexa; Aconoidasida; Piroplasmida; Babesiidae. Gene Ontology annotation, biological process: maturation of SSU-rRNA from tricistronic rRNA transcript (SSU-rRNA, 5.8S rRNA, LSU-rRNA). The transcript has 9 exons. The coding region runs from base 1 to 1569 and encodes 522 amino acids. Gene Ontology annotation, molecular function: protein binding.